AUGGAUGAUGACAACAAAACCAUCAUAGAAUCUAGACAAGAACUGAUGGUUUCACCAACAUCCGGUCAAAACCAAACUUUAAGAACUGUCUAUUUCCUCACUCCUCCUUGCAUUAAAGAUUCUCAUUUUCUUCCAACCCAUUUCACCAUUCCCUCUCAAACCACCACAAAUUUACCCUUAGAAGUUAGGUACAAUGGAUGGAGAAAUUCACAUGAAGAAUGGAUCAAAUGGGUCAAAAAAUUACAACCAAAGUUUGAAUCUUUAUGGUUAAAAACAGGAAUAUAUCAUGCAAUCAAAGCUUCAGAAUAUGAAAUCAAAAGGGAUGAUGAGUUGAUUCUUGAACUUGCUAAUAGAUGGUGUUCAAAGACCAACACAUUUGUUUUCCCUUGGGGUGAAACAACAUUAACAUUGGAAGACACAAAGGUUUGUUUUGGUUUUUUUGUUUUAGGAUGUUCUGUUUCUACCCCUAUUAUGAACAGUGAACAAAAAGAAGCAGAAGAAGAGUUAUUUGAAGUUAGAAGAAUGUUUAACAGUUCUAGAGCUAAAAAAGUGAAUCAAUUUGCAUGGAUGAAACAUUUUAUGAAUAGUGAAAGCAAAGUGGAACAUGAAGCUUUUUUGGUUUAUUGGUUGUCAAGGUUUGUGUUUCCUGCUGAUUCUUAUGAUACUAUUUUGAAAAGUGUUUUUCCAAUUGCAAUAAAUUUAACUUAUGGAACUAGAAUAGCUCUUGCACCUGCAGUUUUAGCUAGUGUUUAUAGAGAUUUAAAGUUUAAGAGUAACUAUUUGGGCACCUUUUCAAUUGGUUCAAGUUUGGGCCUUAAUGAGGUUUCUAGGAUUAAGGCAUGGUUUACCAAAUGUGGCUAG
Molecule: messenger RNA, 861 nt
Organism: Trifolium pratense (red clover)
Lineage: Eukaryota; Viridiplantae; Streptophyta; Magnoliopsida; Fabales; Fabaceae
Exons: 2
Coding region: 1-861 (286 amino acids)
Biological process (GO): meristem development; meristem maintenance
Source: RefSeq, a predicted model, not a curated record